Messenger RNA from Colias croceus (clouded yellow), 3313 nucleotides. RefSeq names its product endothelin-converting enzyme 2-like. The transcript is spliced from 16 exons. Gene Ontology annotation, molecular function: metalloendopeptidase activity. Bases 426 to 2936 code for a protein of 836 amino acids. Gene Ontology annotation, biological process: protein processing. Gene Ontology annotation, cellular component: plasma membrane. NCBI's taxonomy places the organism in Eukaryota, Metazoa, Arthropoda, Insecta, Lepidoptera, Pieridae. The record is from RefSeq and is a predicted model, not a curated record.
AUACACUUUUUUAUUUUUGGGGCAUUACUAGCACACUUAGAUUUCUUUAAAUAUAAAUAAUAUCUUUAUCAUAUCAUCUUUUUUGUAUUAAAUUGUAAACAUCUAAGAGAAACAAAAUAUAUUGAAUUACUUUCGUCUGCAAAAAAAAAUCAGAAAUGAGAAAAAUAAUUUUGAGAUUAGGCGAAGUUUCUUGUACUUCUAUCCCAUGCAAAAGUGCAAACAUUCACGGAAAUCACAACACGGUAGCGUGAUUCCGAUGACAGCAAUAUUCCUUGGAUGAAUGGAACAAAUCGUAACUCAAAUACCUUCAAACCGAAAACACCUGAACAUGAAAUUCAUGGAAAAACCAGUUUUAUUACGUACGUCAUAAUGGUAACAAUCGUAUAUCUUAAGGUAUACAAAAUUAAUAGUUUAUAGUUCGAACUAUGAACGCGUGGCCUAAUGAAGGCGGCGAUGGAAUGGGACCUACUGUUACACGCACAAAUAGUGCAAAGGUCCCAACUCCGCCGCUGAAAAAUGGUAGUGAUUUACGUGAAUCAGGGUAUUUAAUAGCUGUCGGGUCCAGAACUGCCAGGUUUAGAAGAAAACAUAAAAAUAAAAUGUUAUUAACAUGUUUAUUCAUAUUACUAUUACUGUUGUUAAGUCUUUUUAUAACAAUGACUGUUUUAUAUGUAAAACAAAAGCGUCACAGAACAGCAGGAGUGUGUGAAAGCAAGGAAUGUUUACGUUCAGCCGCUAAUCUAGCUUUGUCAAUGGAUCAAAGUGUGGACCCUUGUAGUGAUUUUUAUCAGUACAUCUGUGGCAACUGGGCGCAAGAGCAUCCUCGUCCAGACGCCUAUAGAUCGUAUGAUUGGUUCAGAGAGAAACAAAUCAAGGUGUACACGCUUGUACGUGACUUUCUACAUAAGAAUACUACUGACCAACCAAAGCCGGUGCAACAGGCUAAAGACGUUUAUACUGCUUGUAUGGAUACAGACAAACUAGACAAACGAGGAUUAAAACCAGUUCUCAAAGUAUUAGAAAAGUUAGGACUACCCUCAUAUCCAACGUAUUUAAAUUUAACAGACGUAGAUUAUUCUGCUUUCACAUUCGACUGGGUAGAGACGGUAAUUAAAAUAAAAACUCAGCUAGGAAUGGAUGUUCUAAUAGGAUUCGAUAUUAUCACAGAUCCUGUGAAUUCAUCAGUUUAUAGACUUAUUAUGGGAACACCAGAAACUACGAAUCCCUUUCCAAGUAUGUACACAGACAGGAAACACCAUGGCAGUAGGCAUCGUUAUAAAAUACCUAAUUUCAAUAAUAAAUUAAAACAAGAGUUUAAUAAAGAAGCAGGAUAUGGAAAUAGCAAAGAAAUAGAUGAAGACAAAGAAUCUGAAAUAUAUCAAUUGUUUUAUGCUCAUCUUAUUAAACUAUUUGCUUUAGAGACGGAUGAUGGUAAAAGAUCGAAUUUAACUGAUGCGGAGUUGGAUCAGAAUUCACUUUUAGCUGCUGCUGAAUAUUAUUCUAUUUACUAUGAUCUGACUGCGCUUGAAUCAGACAACUCAACCAACAUAGAUGAAGAAAAAUAUAUAAUAAUACCAAAUUACAAAGUAGACUAUGUGCAAAAGUAUACAGAUUCUGUAGUUAAAGCAAACAACAGAACAGCUAUACCAAUAUGGAAACGAUAUUUAGAAGGAGUAUUUAAUAUAAGUGAAGUGACGUUGGAUUUUAAAAAGGAUAAAAUUUUGAUUUCUGCACCAGAUUUUGCUUAUAUGGCGGCUAUGGCAGCGUACACUGCUAUGAUAUCUCCUGUAGUUAUUGAACUAUACAUUUGGGUUAAGGUAGUAGAAGUCCUAGCACUUCACACGACAACAGAACUGUCCGCUCUAUACGAGCGCACAUCUGCAGAGCUGCAUACAGGUCAUGUGACGUCAUCACGCAGCUUACAAUGCGCUAAUGUGGUCAAUGACAUGCUCGGUAUGGCGGUGGCUUAUGCUAUCGCUGAUCAGAACUUCUUUAAUGUUACCAAGCCUAAGAUAGAAUCAAUGCUACAUGAACUAAAGAACGCAUUAGCCCAUCUCAUAGGAAUGACUAAAUGGAUGGACGAUGACACAAAAUUAGCCACUUAUAGAAAAAUAGUAGAAAUGAAAACUUUAGUAGGUUUUCCAGACUGGCUAUUAGAAGAAGGAAGACUAGAAGAACAUUAUAAAGGCCUAGAAAUAGAUACAGGGAAACAUUUAGAAAAUCUCGUUAAUAUAGUUCAAGUUAAAACUAAAAAAGCUUUAGAUAAAUUUCGUAGGGGAAAUAAUUAUACUUGGGCUACUGUUCCUACUGAAGUUAACGCAUAUCAUACGUUUCAAGAGAACACUAUAACUGUACCUUUAGUUAUGUUACAGCAUCCUUUCUUCGAUUUAGGACUGGAUUCCUUAAAUUACGGAUCCUUAGGCGCUGUUCUUGGACACGAAAUAACUCAUGGAUUUGAUAGUUUUGGUCGUCAAUUCGAUAAAAACGGUAACCUCAUACCAUGGUGGUCAAACGCCACAGUCGAAGCAUACGUCAAUAAAACCCAAUGCUUCAUCAAUCAGUACUCAUCAUUUUAUAUUCCACAAAUUAAAAAACAUGUAGAUGGUAAAAAAACACUAGGUGAGAAUAUAGCAGAUAACGGAGGAGUUAAAGAGGCCUUUGUAGCUUUCAAGGAACAUUUGAGAAAAUUUGGACCAGAACUAAAAUUGCCGGGCUUUGAGCAUCUCUCGUCAGAACAGUUGUUCUUUUUAUCCUAUGGUAAUCUAUGGUGUGGUAUUGCAACUCCAGAGUCUUUAAAAUCCGACUUAGAAGAUGAACAUGCUCCACAACACUUACGCGCUCGCGGCGCUUUACAGAACUACGAGGAAUUUGCUAGAGCUUUUCAGUGUCCACCCGGUUCUGUGAUGAAUCCGAGCAAGCGAUGUAUUAUAUUCUAAUUGAAAUUUAAUUUGAAUUUAAAUUAGCUAGGAAAAUGGGCUAGGAAAAUUAUGGUUUUCAAGUAAGGUAAGGUUUGGGGUAAGAAAAUUACUACGAGCAGUUUUCUAGGGCCUUAUAAUGUUACCCGGGUAUGUGAUGAAUCCUAACAAGCGAUGUAUUUUAUUUAUUCUAAUUGGGAACUGUGCCAGGGAAAAUACGGUCGGUUAGAUGUUUAAAAAUUGUGAAAUUUGGGUUUAGAAAUAACGAGUAGUUUCUCCGAACAUUAUGAGGCAAUUUAGAUUGUUUGAAUACGGUUAGUUAUUUUUUUAUAAUGAGAUUUAAAAUCGUUCAAAUAAGUUUUUGGUGUACAUUAUAUUGUUACCUAUCUAAUAAGUUU